AUUUCCAUCUGCUUAAAGAAACACGCAGAAUCUCCACUUACCAAUCUAAGAGCAAGAAGAAGAAGAAGAAGAAGAAAAGACUCUUUUGUCUGCUUUCUUAUCUUAGAAAUCACGUGGACUGGCAAUUAUUGGGGGAGGAAUGGGAUAGCCGUAGAGAUAAGGAAAAUAUGGUAUAGCUGGUGGAUCCUCCAUUUCUGGAGAGGAAAGAAGAGAAGAGCAGUGCUCUGUUUCUCUCCUUCCACGGCCAUGGCUCACACUUGACCAUCCUUACACCAUUCAAUUAGAGCAAAGAGACAGAAGGAGAGGGAGCUUUUUUGGUCCGAUUUAUAUCCAAGAUUCCGCCAUUGCAGCCCGGAAAAAUGGAGGGUCUAAUCCAGAUGCCUUACGACGCUACAGUCAAGCUUAUGUUGUCUUCCUUGGAGCGCAAUCUGCUGCCGGAUGCCGUCGUCCGGCGCCUCACCCGCCUUCUUCUCGGGGUUCGCCUUCGUUGGGGUUACAAGGCUUCUGCAGAGCUCCAGCUCUCCCAGCUCCUCCAAUUCGUGCAUUCUCUGAAGGAGAUGCCUAUUGCUGUCCAGACAGAGAAGCCGAAAGAACAGCACUACGAAGUCCCCACCUCGUUCUUCCGCCUCGCUUUGGGGAAGCACCUCAAGUACAGUUGCUGCUAUUUCUCUGACAAGGGAAGUACACUGGAGGAUGCUGAGGCGGCGAUGCUGGAACUGUACUGCGAGAGAUCGGAGCUGAAAGAUGGACAGACCGUGCUUGAUAUCGGGUGCGGUUGGGGUUCGCUCGUCCUCUACAUUGCGUCCAAGUACAGUAACUGUAAGGUCACUGGGAUCUGCAAUUCCACGACUCAGAAAGCGUUCAUCGAGGACCAAUGUCGGGAUCGCCAGUUGCAGAAUGUAGAGAUACAUGUUGCUGAUAUUAGCAAGUUUGAAAUGGAGGCUUCCUUUGAUCGAAUAUACUCGAUCGAGAUGUUUGAGCAUAUGAAGAACUACAGAGAUCUGCUUGGAAAGAUAUCCAAGUGGAUGAAACAAGACGGUCGCCUUUUCGUCCAUCACUUCUGCCACAAGGUGUUUCCAUAUCAUUUUGAGGUACCUAUGGCUUUCAACCCAAGUUUGCUGACUGUGGUAGGCUUUGAUUCGCUGCUACAAACACGAGUUUCUGCUUGUUUUUGUUCAGGAUACUCAAGAGGAGGAUUGGCUGGCUAGGUACUUCUUCAGUGGAGGCACAAUGCCUUCUGCUAAUCUCUUGCUCUAUUUCCAGGAUAAUGUCUCAGUUGUAGAUCAAUGGCUUGUGAAUGGUAAUCAUUAUGCCCAGACAAGUGAGGAGUGGCUGAAAAGGAUGGACAAGAACAUGGGUUCCAUCAAGCCGAUAAUGGAGUCCACCUACGGCAAGGAUCAGGCUGUGAAGUGGACUGUCUACUGGCGGACGUUCUUCAUGGCAGUGGCAGAGCUCUUUAGGUACAACAAUGGCGAAGAAUGGCUGGUGGCGCUUUACCUAUUCAAGAAGAAAUGAGCAAGUAGUUUGAUUAUUCGAGAUUUGUUUUAAGAACAUCGACGAGAAUGAGUUAUUGCGGAUUUCAAAUUCGAAAUUGAAAUUGGAAAAGAACUUUGUUAGAAUCGAAUGAAAAACAUGUUAUGAAAUUGUUGAAACAAUUUCCUUAGGUGACUGUUAACAUAUUUACAAGUUGCAGAAAAAAUGUCUGUUUGUCUGAUAGGCUGCUGCAUUCUUCAACCUCUCCUACUUCUUUUCCUGUCUCUUCCGUCGCUCUUUCUUCGCCUCCUCUUUCGAUCUCUACCUUCAUCAUCGGAGCUCGACUCCUCCACCUCCGACUCCGAAUCUGAACCACCAAGCUUCUUCUCUCGAUCUUCCUUGGCGACUCUUUCCAUCUCCUUCAGAUGCUCUCUCAUCCCUUCAGUCAGCCCACCAAGCCCUAUCUGCGUAAAGAAGUUGAUCGAAAACCUCGCGUUCCUCGUACUAUCCUUGGGAAAAAUCGAAUCCCCCAGCACAGCAGCAUUCUCUGUCAGCCUCUCGUUCAGCUUCCGAAUCCCCAGCUGCUCCGUCAUCUCCUGAAACAGAUACUUCACAAAGAUCCUAGACGACGAGUUCGUGUCCUCCUCGGUCAGCCGAACAUAUCCCAAAACAUCCCACGGCAAUGCAUCCGUAGCAAUCAAGUGCGCGAACAAUGUGGCCACAUUUCUCAACUUGUUCGUCUCUAGCCGGUGACUCGUCGAGUACUGCUCGGCGAAGCACCUCUCGAAAUUGGCCCGGUAGGCUAGGCGAAUCAUCGAGAGCCGCUGGGCUACGAGACCGUAAAUCCGGUUGUAGGUCUUCUCCUGUGCACAAGCCUCCACUAGCAUCCUGCAAAUCUCCAGCUCCUGCCCUGGUGCAAUGUUCAGGGAGAGCAGCUUGUGUCCGAGCUCCUCGAAUCUCAGGCUGUUCAUGAUCGUCAGGUAGAUGGUCCGACGGAGCUCCACUGCUUCUGUCUCGGUCUUGUCCUUGAUCUCGAGAUCAUCUUCUUCUUCCGAUUCGUCGGAUUCAGAUUCUGAACCGGUGGAUGUUUCUUCUUCUUCUUCUUCUUCGUCCUGAUCGCCGAGAAUGCUCUUCUUUUUCGCUUCGAAUUGGGACUCAUGUAGAGCAUAGUCGGGGUCGAAUUUGAACACAUUCCGACCUAGCUCCGGAUCGACGCCCGAAUCGUCGAGAGAAACAUCAUGAGUGAUUUGCUGGUCAUCCUCCAAGAGAUCCAGCUCGGGCCGAAUCGCAGGGUAACCUCUGAAAUUCGCCUUUCGAAUUGCGAACAGGCCUUCGAUCAGAAACUGCACUCGC
Molecule: messenger RNA, 2826 nt
Organism: Linum tenue
Lineage: Eukaryota; Viridiplantae; Streptophyta; Magnoliopsida; Malpighiales; Linaceae
Source: the annotation of a GenBank genome assembly